AUGAAAUCCGCGCUUCUUUUCACGCUCGUGGUCGCCGCUGUCCAUGCUCAAAGCCCGCAAGUCAUCAGCCCUGCACCGAGGCGUGAAUCGAAUGAAAUCGACUGCCCUGAGUACUGUCUCGACGUGUACGACCCAGUCGGCGAUGGCGAGGGUAACACGUACUCGAACGAGUGCUACAUGAAGCGCGCAAAGUGUCACAACGAAACAACCCCUCCCGCCUGGAAGGACCUCGUUUUGAUCACCGGUAGCUCCACUGGCGAGCAGCCUCCCAGCAAGAAAUGUUCUACAGUCUGUCCUGACGUUGAGUUGCCAGUGUGUGGCUCGAACAGGGUCAGAUACGGCAACCCGUGCGAGUUGAGAAUCGCGGCCUGCGAGCACCCCGAGCUCAACAUUGUCGAGGAUUCUGGCAAGGCCUGCGUCGGAUCCAAGGUGACACCGCAGGAGGGAUAA
This is a messenger RNA of Phytophthora infestans T30-4, 450 nucleotides long. Its product is annotated as protease inhibitor Epi1. The record is from RefSeq and is a predicted model, not a curated record. NCBI's taxonomy places the organism in Eukaryota, Oomycota, Peronosporomycetes, Peronosporales, Peronosporaceae. Bases 1 to 450 code for a protein of 149 amino acids. The transcript has a single exon. Gene Ontology annotation, molecular function: protein binding.